AUUGUGUGUUUGUCUGUGGAGAGAUGGAUGACUGUGAGUAAUUGUUCAAAUCUGUAGGCACUGGCAGCCAAUGAACUUGUAAGAUGGAGCAAGAGGCUUCAAGAGGGUGAUUGGCUGCAGUCUUAAAGAAAGGGGAUGGUUUAUGGGUGUAGGGUGUUUGUGCAGUUGGCUGUGUCCUGUCUGUGUUAGAGUACUACGAGUGACUAAAGAAGAGCUGUUUGUCUUUUAAAGAAGUCCAAAUGUCAAGGAGCUAGAGUUCAGCUGAGAUGCUGAGGUUACAUCUCUUCAAAAAUGGAAUGGAGCUGAUCAUGAGAGGCACAAAUACAGGAUAACAGGAUAUUUCUUUCAAGGUGGCCAAAGAGAAAGCUGUAAACAGGAAGUGCACAAGGACAGGUACGACUACUAGUUUUACAAAAUGCCUUUGGAGACUCUCAAAUGCCCAGUGAGGCAACCGGCGAGGACUGCUGCAGCUGCAACACCACCACGCUUGCGGCCCAAGGGGCCAGUGGGGCCAGACUUCUACCGGCGGUUCCCGGCAGCAGCAGGCAGACCAAAGCAGAGCGCGGUGGAGAGGCUGGAAGCAGACAAGGCAAAAUAUGUCAAGAGUCAGGUGGCUCUUUCUAAACAGCAGCCAGUCGGGCCUCCUGAAGUGUGGAAGCCUCUGCUAAACCCCGGCACUGCUCUGCGGCCCACCAGGAAGACACCGACCCAAACAAAAACAAAGCAGGAGGGAGUCCAGCUCAACGUGGAGCAUCUGAGUAACCUGAUCAGUGGCGUUAGUGAUGGGCCCCAAUUCAGUACUACUGUAGUCUCAAAGGACAGUAAAGCUCCUGAUUGUGCUACCACUUCAUACAGCUCUCCUUGCCCCACACCUGCAGGGGCACAACAGAAAAAGGAGAGACCGUGUCCACCUCCCCGUCCUGACUGGUCCAGUCCUGCUAAGGUGAGAUUAAAAGCCUCUGGACCUGCCAGGGUAGAGAGUCCUGGCUCUCCUGGGUCUCCAGCUGCAGGGAACGUACGCAGAGUGGACGUCUUGCCUCAGGCCAGUCCUGGGAGGACCCCUGGCAGACUACCUCAGUACAUCCGGCAGCCCCUUCAGCCCAUACCUUUACAUUCCCAGUUUCCACUCCGCCCGGCUACUUCACAUCUGCGUCUCUUCCACCCCAGAACAACAGGUCCCUCUCCUCUAAAACCCGUUGUUGCUCCAUCGAAACCUGACAACCCUCCCUCCUCUCCAGCUGGAACCCACUUCCCUGCUCCACCACCCCCUGCCGCUGUUUUCCCUCCCCCCUCCCCAGCGAUUACCCGUUUAUCCUCCUCCAGCUCCAGGAAACGCCCCUCUCUGACCCGGUCUAAAUCGGACAUGAGUGACCGGUACUCUCGAGCCGGGACGGAGUUGGAGCGCUUCUUCAACCUGUGCGGUUUGGAUCCUGCAGACCUGCAGGAGUUUACCGGAUCUAGUUCUGACAUUGUGUCCAUGGCCCGUUUCCGCAGUGUGAGCGCUCCAGGGUCUGAGUGUGCAGGCUCCGGCAGAGAGGGCGAAGAUGAGGAGGAGGAGGAGGAUGCUGGCAAUGCUGCAGGGCGUGUUCCCUACGGUGUUUCUGUCAUUGAGAGGAAUGCGAGAGUGAUUAAAUGGCUGUAUGGACUCCGUCAUGACAAGGACAAUGCGAGUAGGAGCGCCAAUUUAUAGGAUGGUGUUAAAUGGUCUAAAAGCUUUAAAAAUGUCAAAGAUUGCAUAGCACAUGGAGUGAUGGGAUCCCAGGAUUAAACUGGCAGUAAACUGAUGUAUGUGAUGUGAUGAUAUAGUGAUGGAUGCAAUUUUGCCAAGUAAUUCACUUCCAUUUGGUUCUCUUCAUGUUCGUUUUGAUCAGAUUUUUUUUUGUUUUUGUUUUUUUUGUUUACAGAAUUAGAAAUUUGUGUGUCUCAUAUGUCAUUUCCGGUCGCGAUCACGUUCUGAGGCUGUAAAUCGACGGCAUUAAAGAUUGAAUGAUGCAA
Molecule: messenger RNA, 1995 nt
Organism: Siniperca chuatsi (mandarin fish)
Lineage: Eukaryota; Metazoa; Chordata; Actinopteri; Centrarchiformes; Sinipercidae
Gene: fam110a
Product: family with sequence similarity 110 member A
Source: RefSeq, a predicted model, not a curated record